Molecule: messenger RNA, 558 nt
Organism: Babesia ovata
Lineage: Eukaryota; Apicomplexa; Aconoidasida; Piroplasmida; Babesiidae
Exons: 3
Coding region: 1-558 (185 amino acids)
Source: RefSeq, a predicted model, not a curated record
AUGGCGAAUUCUAGCGUCGAAAGUCCGUCCUUUCCACGCAAUAUUUUGCGCAAAACCUGCGAGUAUUCAGUUGGCAAUUGCCCUGAUGGGCCCAUAGCUCAGCUGUAUUACUUGUCGGCAAAGAUUUACCGUUGCGUCAACUAUGCGUUCAACACUCUGCAGCCCUUCGAUAUGUUAAUUGAGGGAGAGCACACCUCCAAUGCGCAUCAGCGAGUUCCCAUCUCAUUAAUCAAGUCGGAGGUGGAGGAAAUGAUAAGGAUGAAUAGCCUAGCUGGGCAAGGCUAUCGCUAUGAUGUGAGCGCUAAGGCAUGUGACGACUCUGACGACGAUGAGAACGGUGAUCAGGACGGCGAUUCGGUUGUUACAUCGCCCAGCGGGGGUGUUUCGUUCGACUUUGCUAAUGUAGCUGUGGACGAUUGCGGAGAUGAUUCUGCAUUUGUAACACGACUCGAUGCCGAAGGGGAAAAGCUGCCGCCAGAUAUGGACGACUUUGUAGAGCUCCUCCUGGCGUGCGCUAAGGAGAUUUCCAGGAGGCAUUGGAUAACGCUCACGCACUAG